Bombyx mori (domestic silkworm) is the source of this 2775-nucleotide messenger RNA. Its product is annotated as monocarboxylate transporter 5. Gene Ontology annotation, molecular function: monocarboxylic acid transmembrane transporter activity. The transcript has 8 exons. The record is from RefSeq and is a predicted model, not a curated record. Gene Ontology annotation, cellular component: membrane. The coding region runs from base 683 to 2269 and encodes 528 amino acids. Lineage: Eukaryota; Metazoa; Arthropoda; Insecta; Lepidoptera; Bombycidae. Gene Ontology annotation, biological process: transmembrane transport.
UUUGCUCAGUUACUUUGUAAGAAAAAAAAUGUCUGGCAAUUUUAAGCUUGUCUGGUUAGUAAUCUGUAUUUUUUCGAACCGAAAUCUCUGAAGUACCCGAUAGAGUACUUCAUUUAUCUCUUUUAGUAACUAAUUGUACUAUCAUUUCGAUGCUACAUUUGCAUUACAUUGCUACUUCAUAAAAUCGUACAUUUCGUGGCUCAGAAGAAUUAACUACAAAAUAUGUACCUAGUAUUGAAUCGUCAAACAUGACCAUCGCAACUUGCUACUAGUGCGCAAGCACUAAAUAUGUAACAAGUUUUACCAGGCCAUCAAUCCGCAUUGGAACAGUUAAGUCGUAAAAGAAAAGUUCAUUGACCAAUCUUGCAAUGUUACUUAGGGCUCGCGUUUAUUACACUCCCGAUACAAGGACAUGGGGGUAAAGGUGCGAUCAAAACAAUAUGUUAUCGGAGCUGACGAAGUGAUAUAUUAUAUUGUCGAUAUUCAUUGAUGUUUGUGCAGUCGUAGGGUACGGACGUUUGUUAUUAGAAUACUCGAUGAGUCAGUGACACGGGUGGCUGCCUCGACCGCAUGCACAGGAGAGCUUGAACACACGAUGUCAUAUAGAACCGUGAAUCGCACGUGACUCGUUAGGUCGUACUAAAUAAUGUUCAAUAAUUUAUAAAAAGAAAACCAAACCGUUAUGGAUCAGAGUUCAAAAAUGUCGACUGAAAAAAUUGCUUUAGUACCAAUGCAGAGGACUAAAAAGGUCGUGAAGCUAAUACCACCGGAUGGAGGUUGGGGAUGGAUGGUUUUAAUCGGAACAGCAAUGUCUAAUAUUGUGAAUCAGUCGAUGCUGUCCUUGUUCGGUUUAUUAUAUGGAGGCGCUUUAGAAGAAAUGGGUCACACCACACAAGGAUCUGCCAUUGUACUCAGUACGAUGUUGUUUGUCACAAAUUUGGCAGGUCCUAUAGCCGGUGUAAUAGUUAAAUUAACAUCCACAAGAUUUGUAGCAGUAACGGGUGCCUGUUCCUGUACUUUAGGAAUAUUUUUUAGUAGUUUUUCAACGAACAUCGUUCAUUUGAUUAUGACCUAUGGUAUAUUAUUGGGCUUAGGGCUUGGCUUCAUUCAAAAUUCGUCAUUCGUUGCUAUAAAUAGUUACUUCAAGAUCAGGAAGAGCCGAGCGGUGGGCCUUGCAAAUGUAGGCACAGGUGUGGGACAAACCUUAAUGCCUCACUUAGUGAGGUAUCUCUUGGUAAAUUACGGUUUCCGAGACGCAUGUCUGAUUCUAUCUUCAUUGAGCUUAAACGGGAUUUGUGGAACAUUGUUGAUGCAACCAGUAGAAUGGCAUCUGAAAAAAGUAGAAGAAGAAGUCAUUAUAGAAGAAAAUGUGCAAUUAUUAGAAAAUAAACAUAAGGAUAUUGUAAUAAAGAAGGAUUCUAAAAUGAUUAAUGAAAUAAAUGGUCUGAAUACUAAUAGACGUGCAACUGAACCUGAGGUAGAUAGAAAAGAAAAAGAAAUCGAAUGGAGUAACAAAAAAUUUCAGAGUCAUGAUGAAUUAAGUAACAUAAAAACGAGUGGCAGUGGUGUUAAUGGUAUCGCUACCCACGCUGUUGUAGCGCCACAAAGGAAAGGCUUAUUAAGUAAAAUAUAUGAUUUAUUCGACAUAUCAUUGCUGUUGAAUCCAAGAUUCUUGAACAUCAUAUUUGGUACAGCUCUCUCGGUAACAUCUAUACAAAACUUCAGUAUGGUGUUUCCUACAUUCUUGCAAAAAGUUGCUGACAUGGAUAUGCAGCAGACUGCGACGUGCAUGUCCGCAGUUGCAGCCGCUGAUAUUGUCGGUAGGCUUGUUCUGCCGACUUUCCAGGAUAAAUACAAGAUUAAAGCGAGAUGGAUGCUCAUCAUGACGUCGGUCUGGCUCAUUAUUGUACGACAAAUAUUAGCAUACCAAACUGAGCUGAACAUCCUCAUUGUAAUGUCUUGCUUAUACGGAUUUGGAAGGAGCAUGAUCAUCGUUGCCAGAAACAUUGCGAUAUCGGAGAACUGUAGAAUAGAACAAGUACCCGCCGCUGUGGGACUUGGAAUGUUAACUAUGGGUAUCAUAGUUCCUCCUGCGGGCUAUUUCCUCGGGUGGAUCCGAGAUUAUACUGACAGUUACAUUAUAUGUAUUACAGCACAAAACGUUUUCCUUGUGCUUUUAUUGAUAACGUGGAUCCCGGAUAUGUUGUUAUUAAAUAUACAGGAAAAAAGAGAGAGAAGGAAGACAGCUCAUGUAAUCCAGACUUCGUAGCAGACUUUCAAGAUAGGUAUAAAAAAAUUGUAGGCGUAGUAAUCAGACGAUAUUCUUUGCGUACUGCAAAAUGCAGCAAUGAAAUUUUAUCUUACAAUAGAAGUGGUGAGGAAUAUUACUUCAAUUUCAAGAAGGCAAGAAGCAAAUAUUGUUAUUUUCUGAAAAAUCAACAUUAAUAUUAUUGUUAUUUGUCAUAGAUUAUAUUAUUAUAUUAUUUAUUUAUAAGGUGUAAUAUUUUUGUACUGUAAUAUACAAGCAAAUGGCUGUGACAGUUGAAGAUGGUAGUUUUAAUGUAUGAUAGUGUAAUUAAUGCUCCUUGUAAAUACCAAAAUAUGAUUAAAUAGUUUAUAAGAGAAAUAUUUCGAUUUAAGUCAAAAAUGAAAGACCAUACGUUUUACUAAACUAAUAAUCAAAUAAUGAAGUGAAUGCAUUUUCCUUUCUAGUCUUACUCACUUUUACAAUGUAAAAUAAUUUAAGUCAUUUAAUAUAGCUCAUGUUAUAUCAAA